This is a messenger RNA of Dissoconium aciculare CBS 342.82, 294 nucleotides long. RefSeq lists its product as uncharacterized. The record is from RefSeq and is a predicted model, not a curated record. NCBI's taxonomy places the organism in Eukaryota, Fungi, Ascomycota, Dothideomycetes, Mycosphaerellales, Dissoconiaceae. The transcript has a single exon. The annotation marks the transcript as partial.
GCUCGUAUCGGCGGUAACCUCAACGGUGUCAACACCUUCGCUGGUGUUGACCUCGGUGACCUCACCGGUGGUGUCUUCAACACCACUCACCUCCUCGACCCCAAGGGUGUUAACACUGCCUGCUUCAUCGCUGGUCUCACCUUGGCCCUUGUCCCCCACACCUUGGACGUUGUUGUCUCCGAGUUGAGCGCCAUCACCAACAUCCUCAACAAGUUCGUCCAGCCCGUUCUUGGUGACCUCUCCUGCGCCACCAUCAACAAGUACGACCAGACUGCCUUCAACAAGUUCGCCGGU